AUGUUUAGUCUACGAAGGAAUAGUAAUGUAAAGAAUAUUAAUUACUUUACGAGUUUAAAUUACAUAAAUUCAGUUAGUUUUGUUCUACAAUUCUUAAAGAACGGUAACCGAAAUCAGCAACCACCAAGCAGUGAUUUGAUCGAGAAUGAACCUUCAACAUUGUCAGGCAUUCAGACUAUUGUUGAAGGUAACGGAAAUCGGCAACCAACAAGCAGUAAUUUGAUCGAGAAUGAACCUUCAACUUUUUCAGGCAUUCAGGCUAUUGUUGAAGAUUUGCCUAGUAAGGAAAAUGUAGCUAAUAUGGAUCCUGAUAUUUUAGAUAAUGAGUAUGAAGAAUAUUAUGAAAAUAUUGUGUUGCAAGAAAUUAAAAUACAUACCUGUACUAUUAGACUUAAGUCAUAUAUGCCAGUGUUCUUUUUAACAUAA
Molecule: messenger RNA, 426 nt
Organism: Diabrotica balteata
Lineage: Eukaryota; Metazoa; Arthropoda; Insecta; Coleoptera; Chrysomelidae
Source: the annotation of a GenBank genome assembly